Messenger RNA from Plasmodium malariae, 444 nucleotides. RefSeq names its product conserved protein, unknown function. The transcript has 3 exons. The record is from RefSeq and is a predicted model, not a curated record. The coding region runs from base 1 to 444 and encodes 147 amino acids. Lineage: Eukaryota; Apicomplexa; Aconoidasida; Haemosporida; Plasmodiidae.
AUGGUUGAUGUUAACGAAAAUUUGAAAAAACCUUUAUCGAGGAAGGAAAGAAGGAAAAUAUUAAAAAAAAAAAAAAUCCAUGAAAAGAGUAAAAAAGAUAUGGUAGAAGCCAAAUCGAAUAUAGAGAGUAUCUUCAGUACCGUCAUAAAUGUUAAAGAUAAAGAAAAUAGUUGUAAGAAAGUUAAAGAGGAUGGGGAAAUUAAAAAAAAAAAUAAUAAUAAUAAUAGUUUAGAAGGAAAAAAGCACGUUACCAGGAUAAAAAAGAAUAAUGAAAAAAGUAAAGAAGUGUUAAAACAGAAGGCGAUAGAACGACUACGUACUCCUGAUGGUUUGCCCAUUUACUCAAUGGAAGAGCUUAAGAUGGCAGAGGAGGAUACACAAAAGAUUGCCCAUUCGACUGUAACUGUUGUUUUUAAAAUUUUUGAUUGGAAAAGAGAAUUUUAA